Penicillium macrosclerotiorum is the source of this 918-nucleotide messenger RNA. RefSeq lists its product as uncharacterized. The transcript has 2 exons. NCBI's taxonomy places the organism in Eukaryota, Fungi, Ascomycota, Eurotiomycetes, Eurotiales, Aspergillaceae. Bases 1 to 918 code for a protein of 305 amino acids. The record is from RefSeq and is a predicted model, not a curated record.
AUGCAGGUCACAAUUAUACCAGCAAGCACAAACACAGGUGCAGCGACCAUAAGGUCGUUACUCUCUAAACCCGUUCAAAUCCGUGGGGUCUACAGGGAUCUUUCUAAAGUCCCAGCUACAUUUCUUGCGCAGCCCAACUUUUCUGCCAUCGAGGGUGAUAUUUCAAAAAAAGGCUCGUUUAGCCUUAAGGAAUCUGAUGCUAUUCUAGCUAUUAUGCCUCCAGUCUUCGACGGUCAAGAUCCAGUUCAACAGGCAGAAAGAGCAUCAUUGAACAUCAAAACUGCAAUCGAAAUGGCUGGUGAUAUUAAAAAGGUUGUUCUGCUCAGCAGUGUCGGAGCUGAAUUUAGCGAGGGUGUUGGUGAAAUCAAGACAAAUAACAGAUCAGAGGAAGUAUUUCGUGGUACUGAAGUCGAACACCUUGUUUUUGUUCGAUGCUCCUAUUUCAUGGAGAAUUGGACUAUCAACCUCGACCCUCUAAGAGGCCCAGAUCCAUACUUCUUCUCAACAAUUACGCCCACAGACUAUGAAAUACCAAUGGUCUCCAUAUCCGACGUCGGAGCUACUCUUGCAGAACAGCUUCUUGAUUCAAAGCCACCUCCAGAAAAACCAUACAUAGUCGAGUUGCAUGGUCCUCGGAGAUAUAGCCCACUUGACGCGCGAGCAGCAUUCACCCGAGCUCUUGGAAAGAAAGUUGAGUUGCAGGCCAUCGAAAGGGACCAUCUUCACCAGUUCUACGCGCAAUGUUUCCCUCCCAGCAUUGUGGAUUAUUGGGUUGAAAUGGCGGAAAGUAUACUCCCAGAGGGCAAAUUGGGAACAAAGUAUUUGCAACAGGCACGUGCUCCUGUUAUUUAUGGGCAUACUGACCUGGCAACUGUCAUUGAGGAGAAUUGCAGAGAAUUCUCAGAAAGUGCUAAGUAG